AUUUUCACAUUUCAAAUGAUUGAUUCAUCGAUGGCUUCACUAUUCAAAUCGAUGAUCGUACGGAUCCUAAUUUGCUUAGAAAUCUCUCUGUUUUUGACAUCGACCAUGGCCGAUUUUAGUGAAGGCUUUGGUAGAGGAUCAACAAAACGCUUCUGUGGACGAAUGUUGACUGAAUCACUGGCGUUAAUAUGUAACAACGAAUACGAAACGAUAAUUCAUCCGAGUAAACGAUCAGAUGAAACGUUCGAUGAGUAUGCAUACAAUGAUCAGCCAGCUCCGUUAAUCGAUGAUUUGCCUCUUCAGUAUCAGACAUAUGCUUAUCUGUCGAAAUUAGUACCAGAUUCGCCAGCAUUGCGACCCCGUGUGCGACGUGAUUGGGUUGCUCGUCGUGGUGUCUAUGAUGAAUGCUGUCGCAAACCGUGCUCAGUUUCCGAGUUGAAAAAUUACUGCAAACGGAAAAAUUAAACACAUUCGUACAUACAAACACACACAUACAUACACACACCCACACACACACACACCCACAUACAUCACUUACUUCCUUUCACUCAUUUUUUUGUAUGAAUUCCAAAUCAGAGAUUUAUUUUAACUUUAUCGAUAUAAACAACAAAAAAUGAAACCGUUUCAAGGUAUAUACUCGUAAAUCGCAUACAAAAAAAAAAAAUUGUCAAAAAAAAAGAAACAACCAAUUAUAGGAAACAUAAAUGUGUGAAUCAAAUUAUAAGCCAUAUAAAAUGAUAUAUUGACGGAAUCAAAAACACUCUGUACGCAUUUAUAGUAAUCAUGCGACGCAACAACAAAAUUGUGCUAACCAAUAAUAAACAUUUAAUAUGCUAUUCUAGCAAACUAAAACCCAAAAAAACAUUUCUUGCCAUUUCUUUGCCAUUUAUUUAAAACAAAAACCACGACAAAAAAAAAUCCACAUUUAACCUAAACCAAUGUAUACGUAUGUUAUAGCUUUUAUAUUAUUUUACUUUAGUGGAGAGAAGAUGUUUGAUAGCGUGAUGGGAAAGAGAAAGGGAGAGCCAAUUGUAUUCUAUAUGUGUCUUUCAAUGUAAAAUUACACAUACACAUACACACACAAACCAACAAAAACACACACACACACACUCACACCUUUUAAGUUAACUUUUUUGUUUCUUUUAGACAAUUUGCACACCUUUCUUUCUAGAAUGAGAAUGAGAGCGAUGUGAGAUGAAAUGGAUUUAGAAAAAGGAAACAAUGCUCAGAAAAUAAUCAAAUAUUUAAAAAAAAACAACGAAAAACGAAACAUACAGAAACGAUGCAGAUUGCAGAUUCAAAACGUGAUAAACUAACUAACAUAUAUAACUUGAUUAAAAUGCCUAUCUAGUGCACAUACAUAUGUAUGUUUCAGACUUCUUUUUUUGGUGAUAACAUAUUUAGUAGUAUUUCUCGUUCAAUUUCAAGAUCUACAAUCCUUGAUGAAGACAGUAAAAAUUCCCGGCCAUUCAAAAAUUGAGUUGAAAUUUGAGCAAAAUUGUGAAUUUUACCAUUGAAGAUUCUGGGGCAACACUCUUUAAGCGGCUCCUAGAGUAUCAACUAGCAACGAUCCCAUGAAUACCAAUCAUCAUCAUUUCAACCCAACUAACAAACCCAGACAGAAUUGAGAAAAAUAUUUCUGAAACACACAUAUGUUAGCUGAUAAACCGUAUACAAAAUUUGGAAAGCAUUUCAGGAAAUAAUCUGAAUGUUGGAAUUUAAAGUGUUACAAAACACAAAAACAAUCGGAUAAUUGCCUUAACGCCAAAUUAAACUAGAAAAAGUCACACACACACAAAUUCGCAGAAGAACGUUAGUAUUUUUUUUACUUCACUGUUUGUUUCCAUUAGUGUGAUUUAAAAAAUCGUAUCCAUCGCACGGUUUUCAUUUCGUUCAAAUUCAAAUUGAUUGCUUGUUUAAUAUUUUUUUUUUUUUGUAAUUUUCAAUUCAAUUCUCAUUUGAUUGUAUUUGAUUCGAUGUUAAUUUUUUUUUACUAAUUGAUGAUUGAAGGGAGAAUCUCAUUGCUUAUAAUUUUAAUACCACCAAUUUUUUUUUUAUUCUAUUGUUUUAUUUUUUUUCUCGUAAGUUUUAAAUAAUUGUAAUUGUAGAAAAGAAUGAAGGCAAAGAAAGAAAAAAUAGAUGAAAAAGAUUCAACAACAACAAUCGGCACGAGUCAUCGUGCGACAUAGAACAAACAAAAGAAAAAUGCCUUUUUUUUAUUUAGUCGAAGACGUGCAAAACCCAAAAUACAACACUUAGAUAUUCUUCUAUAUAAAAAAAAAAAACGAAAUCUAUUCAAUUGCUAUUAUUACUAAAUUUUUAAUUAUGAUUAUGUAUUAAAAAUUAUUUAAAGUAAAACACACAGAAAACAGAAACCGAACUUUGUUAUUUAUUCUUAUUUUGGCCAUUAGUUUCAUUCAGUUUUGUUCGUUCAGUACACGGGGUAAUAGUAUAGAAUGCGAUAAGCGCGCAAGGAAUUAAAGAAGUAAAAAAAAAUAAACCGAGUGUUGCAAGUGAGAGCGAGGGAGGGAGAGAAGGAGAUGGAGACCAAGUGAAAUCCAGAUACAUUGUUCAAUUUGGUGCAUUAAUCAUUCAUGUUCCUCGGCAAACUUUGGGAUAAUCCAAUAAACUCUCGCGCUGCAAUACCACUUACAUUCAAUGCAGUGUAACUCACAAUUUCUGCUCCUGCCCACAUACAUCUCGUGCACACUGAAAUAUUUCAUCAAAUACCUAUCUCAACUAUAGAAUUGUGUAUAUUCUAUAUAUGCAAUAUUUAACCGAAAAUAAACUUAAUGGUAUUUGCUAAA
Sitodiplosis mosellana (orange wheat blossom midge) is the source of this 2807-nucleotide messenger RNA. It is a transcript of the gene Ilp3, whose product is annotated as bombyxin B-1 homolog. NCBI's taxonomy places the organism in Eukaryota, Metazoa, Arthropoda, Insecta, Diptera, Cecidomyiidae. The coding region runs from base 16 to 465 and encodes 149 amino acids. Gene Ontology annotation, molecular function: hormone activity. Gene Ontology annotation, cellular component: extracellular region. The transcript is spliced from 3 exons. The record is from RefSeq and is a predicted model, not a curated record.